AUGCAUUACAAGCUUUUGUUGAUUCUCUUGGCCUUCAGCAAGAUAAAACCAAAAGGCGAUCGCUCACCGUUGUUUGCCUCUAACCCCCAUCACCCCAAUGCCUUCAAGCCAUCGUCGCUCGUCGCCACCAUCGCGCCCUCGUCAUUCGUCGCCUCCAUCGCAAUCGCGCCAUCACCGCUCAUCGCCUUCCUCGCGCUCGCGCUCGCGCUCGCGCUCGCGUUCGCACUCGCGUCCGCGUUCACCAGCUCGAGGUUCUACCCGCCACACAGGAACCUCCUCACAAGGCGCUACGUCGUCGCCAAACCCUCGACCUCGGACCCCUUCUCCACCACCAACCCAGCGAGGCCAGUCAAAUCGGUGUCCGCCAGUGGCCGGCCUCUACGUCGUGCUGUGGCUUGCUUCGGCAACAUAGCAACCAUCCUUUAUGACGCGCAGAUGCUGGAGAAGGACCCGUAUGAUGACGACGAGACGAUUCGGCGGAUGUUUGAAGAGGAGGAGUACACCCUCGAAGAAGAAGACAAGUUUCUGGACCAAAAGCGCGCCGAUGAACGGAACUAUGAGGCCAACCUUUUACUCCACCACUUGCUCCCCGGUUUGGCUGCAAAGAAAGCCACGCUUGCUGCCGAAGACCUAAACGCGUGGAUUCAGACGGUCCAGCGUGGGGCCAACACCGGGCGGGCUGAAGACUUCGGAAAGGUCACUAAGUUGGUCGCAAAUUGGAUCAACGACGAUAUCAGCAAGAAUGUGGCUGAUAUUUGCGCCUUCGACUACACUCCAGCCGUCUAUGAGACUAAUGAGCAUGGAGAUCAAGUACUAAUAAAAAAACACGCACCAUAUCUUGUCCCAGACGACCGCCGUGGACGUGGGACGAAGCACGACAUAACUGGCGCGCUGCUUUCGUCAGUCGAGGUUGACUGGGCAGAUGAAAGCACCCGACAGAAGAUCGAUGCUGGUCGUCAAGAUUUCGCGCCCAACUACUAUGUCCGCGCGCUGUAUGCUGGCUUUCGCGGGGACCCUAAUGAUGUAGAGAAAGGCUUUCUCAAGAGCCGUUACUUGCUUCGGACUGUCUCGGCCAUCUUCCUCACCUCCACUGAGGUUGAAGAUGGAGAUGACGACUCUGAGAACCAGCCACCAGCAAAGAAGCCAACAAAGAAGCGCUCAAGCACGCGCAAGACCUGCGCCGAGUUAGCGGGCCUCAAUGGCAAGAUUACUGGACGCGCCAUUGCCUAUGGGGCAGUUCAGCUCUACCUAUCGCUAACUACUGUCUACCAAUGGGCCGAGGUUUAUGGGGGAGUUUCGCUCCCCCAAAUGUACGACUUUCUGGUGGAUUAUUUUGAAGAGCCCGCGCCCAAUUCAGCAGCCCGCAAACGCGUUGACGACCUGCUUCAGUGGUGGAACACGCGGCUUUUCAAAACCCACGCAGCUUCCGCGAGCACCUACCGGCCGUCCCGCAACUCGCGCGCUGCCUUACGAGCUCAACGUGCUGCCCUGGAGCCGUCAAAUAGAGAAUAA
This is a messenger RNA of Mycena indigotica, 1512 nucleotides long. Its product is annotated as Alpha beta-hydrolase. The transcript has 10 exons. The coding region runs from base 1 to 1512 and encodes 503 amino acids. Lineage: Eukaryota; Fungi; Basidiomycota; Agaricomycetes; Agaricales; Mycenaceae. The record is from RefSeq and is a predicted model, not a curated record.